Messenger RNA from Cynoglossus semilaevis (tongue sole), 5102 nucleotides. It is a transcript of the gene fgf11b, whose product is annotated as fibroblast growth factor 11b. Bases 666 to 1409 code for a protein of 247 amino acids. NCBI's taxonomy places the organism in Eukaryota, Metazoa, Chordata, Actinopteri, Pleuronectiformes, Cynoglossidae. The record is from RefSeq and is a predicted model, not a curated record. The transcript has 6 exons. Gene Ontology annotation, molecular function: growth factor activity.
ACCUCUACUGACGGUGGCGGCUGGAAUUCACGCACACCUACUCUCACAAGCACUCAUUGACUUUGGAUGGGGGGAGGAGGUGGGGAUGCUGGAGUUGGAGGAGGAGGAGGGAGAGGAGGAGGUAGAAGGGACACUCGGUGAGGAGGACUGUGGGAAAAGGAGCGUGCCAUAAGAAACAGAAGAGGUGAGGGUGUCCCCGCGUGUCCAUGUCUCCGGCACCGUUCCCGGCUUCUUUCCUUCAUCGAGAGCCAACAUCCAGCCUCCAGUCCUACAUCUGGAUUAAAGUCAGCGGGAUUACCGCCCGGACUCUGCACUCAUUGUUCCACGCCGCCACAUUUGAACGGUGGGCAAAGUUGGACCUCCGUGGACAGCAGGGAUGGCGAGAAACACUUCGCAUCUUUCUGUGAUUUUAAAAGCGUCCUAGCAUCUACAAUGAUUUCGUUUUUCUUCAGCGAGAGUGUUCCGCCUCUCGAAACUAUCUAAUCGAAUCGUCUCUGUAAUCGUCUCCUCAAGUGGUUACUUAUUUCUCCGAUAUUCGUCACUUUGGAAUUGCUUAUUUGGUUGCAUGUUCGAAGGUGAAUGGAAACACCAGAGCCAGACCAGCAAAGGGGGCACUGAGAAGGAAGGAAGGCGCCCCCCUCCAAAAGCUGUGAGGGGGGUGGAAGAUGGCAGCUCUCGCCAGCACUCUCAUCAGACAGAAACGGGCAGUCAAAGAAGACCAUGCCAACCGACCAGUCGCCAACAAGCGCCGGCCUUGUCCUAAAAGCAACAAGUCUUUGUGCCAGAAACAGAUUUUGGUCCUGAUCUCCAAAGUACGUCUGUGUGGAGGUCGGAAAAGUCAAAUUGAAAAGAAACCGGAACCACAGCUGAAAGGCAUCGUUACACGGCUGUACAGCCAACAUGGAUACUACCUGCAGAUGCAGCCUGACGGCACCAUGGACAGCACAAGGGAUGAAAGCAGCACAUUUUCACAGUUUAACCUGAUUCCAGUGGGACUGCGGAUCGUGGCCAUUCAGGGCUCAAAGACAGGCUUCUACCUGGCCAUGAACAGUGACGGAUAUCUCUACACGUCGGAAAACUUCACUCCUGAAUGUAGAUUCAAGGAAAGCGUGUUUGAGAACUACUACGUUACGUAUUCCUCCAUGCUGUAUCGUCAGACCCAGUCAGGACGGUCCUGGUACAUUGGUAUCAAUCGUGACGGCCAAGUCAUGAAGGGCAACAGGGUGAAGAAGACAAAGGGAGCGGCGCACUUCCUGCCCAAAGUUAUAGAUGUUGCAAUGUAUAAGGAGCCGUCACUACAUGAGCUCAACACUGAACCAGUAAGCCCUCCUCGGAAAACAAUCAAGACGUCCGAUUCACCUUCUCCCAAGAAUGGACAUAAAGAAGGUCCCAAGGCCGAUGCUUCAUAGCAGAGGAGAAUGAGGGUGGGACAACAAGAUGGCAGUAGGGACACUGACAACAUCCAGUCACUCACUCUACUACGACAAGGUCAAGGGAAUGCCUCCUGUGGGCCACCGUAAUCCAGAAGUGCACUGCGGGAUGCUAAGUGUCAAAGGGUCAGCGUCCACCAGCAGUCCACAAAGGCUGAGAGUGGAGUCCACCCUCAUUAGUCAUAGAAAGAAAUCCCAGAAAUCCUUUCACUUUUUGCUACUCUUUUUUGUUUUUAAAGUCUUUUACCCUUUUUCUGAGCAAUAUACUCAUAUUUCUGCUUCACUUCUCCUUACCGGACCACUGACAACAUCAGCUUUUUUGAAACAUCAACCAAAUGUCUCAUCCUGAAUCCCAGUAUAUUCAUCACCGGUGCAUUUCCCCAGCGUUGACUUGACCGUCAUCUUAACCUCUGGGGCCUGUUUUUUUUUUAGACAUUAAGGUGGCAUCACUGUGGCACAGCCAGCCUUCCAGAUACCACAUGCCAAGCAGCUCAGCAAUUCAUGAAGGUCGGCUAAAGCUCAAAGUGAGAUUAAUCAGCUCAGAGAGGAAAAAAUCUACUGGAAUCCCAGGUCAGGCCAUCGAAGGAGCAAAAUGGGUGUUUGGGAUGACAUGGAUAAAACCCAUUUGAUUACAAAGAAUACAAUAAUGUUUAGUAAGUAUUUGAAAGCAAAAAUUGAAAUGACAGCUAAGUUAUAAGUGGCAUUGACCGAACUUCAGAGUGUGCUAACCCAAAACAGAGUCUUGCUUGCACACUUCAAAAUCAUUUGUUCCAGGGUGGAACAUUUUAAACUCUUAACCUAGGCUAUUAUUGAAAGGUAUCAAAAAGCAAUGGCAUAUCAUAAGCAAAAAAUAUUCCCUUUUUUUUUUUUUUUUUUUUUUUUACAGCACUGUGAAUGACUGAGAGAGAACCACUCGCUCCUGUACCAAAUUGCCCCGUAGUAACAUGGAACCAUCUCAUUAAAGGCAGCACAGGAAGAAGUGGGUCAGGUUUUAAAGACCGGUGUGGGUCUGAAUUACAGCGAGUACUUCACUCAACAUCUGCUGUCAGCAUGAAGGCAGGUUUAAAGCCAAGCAUCAAAAAGAAAAGGAGCCUCCCAGCUGGGGCACUUGCUAAUCUGAGGAUAUCAGCAAGCUUAACCACUCAGGUCUGAGUGUGGUUGCAUUUUAAGCAUCGCAUACACGGGGGCUCGGUGCAGCGUGGGCGAGAGAGGGCGCAGUCUCAGAGGUUAAAUAGAGAUGCAUCACAUGUUGGGGCGUCUGCAGCAGAUGGGACAGAGCAGUGUUUUCAAUGGUCAGGAAAUGGGGGAAAAUUCUAUUUUAAGCACUUUUGGGAGUGAGAUACAGUUCCUGGAUGGCUCCAUAUGUGAUUCUAAUAUGCAUCAAAGUCAAAUGUAAUGUUUACUUUAAUUAUAACCCAGAAGAAUCAGAAGACCUUUUUGAGUCAAGGUUUGGAAAAUUUUUAAAAUGUUGGGGAAAUUGGGGUGGCAGUUGUGGCUUGGCGGUUAAGCAAGCGGAUUUGGUUCAGAAGGUUUAAGGUUCGAGUCCACCAGCUGCCAAGUUGACACUGAGGUGAUCUGACCAUGGCACCACCUGCUCACUUUGGUGAUGGGUUAAAAGCAGAGGUCACAUUCCGUUGUGUGCAUUAGUGUGCCGUGUCACAACGACAAAUAAUAAUUCACUUUGGCUGAAAUGAUGGUUGGUUUCUCCCUAAAUGAACCUUGGACUUAGCUGUAAAGUGUUUGAAUUAUACUUCCUGCAAUUUAAAAAACAAAAUCAAAAACAUAUGGUAAUGUAUUUAUUUCGGAGCUCAUGAUAAAUCCAAAUCCUCAAAAUCAAAAGUAAUAUAUAAAAUGUAGUAAUUGUAACUGUUGUGUCAUUGAUGAUAUUGGUUUCUCAUCAAAAGGCAAUCUCUUUGACAGAUCUGUUCUAUAAUUAUUAAUUGUGGAUUCUAAAUACAAGCUGUCAGUACUGUGAGUGCUACUGGGUAACUCAAAGGGCGUUUAGGUAAAAUUAAUUUCAGCAAUUUUUUUCCUUUGGGUAAAUAUCUAAUAGAACCAAAACAAAACUGCUUGCUUGCUGUGUCAGGUGGAUCACUGCUGGGGCUCCUGGAAGAGUUUUUAAAGGAGCUUAACUGGAACGAGGUGCUUCGGUGAUGGUGUCUAGAGGGUAACAGAAAUGUGAAGAUGGGUUACGGAAAGGUGAAACAGAGGUCAUGAGGAUGCUCUGUGCACUGUGGGUAAAAGUACGUCAGAAGCUCGGCGCUAAGGAUGUGAAAAGGUGCGUGCGUGUGUGUGUACGUACAGGCAGUUAUUUGGGAAGUGCGAGGGAUUAGCAUGUGUUUUCUCAGGGGACGCUGAUAAAGAAUUUCUGCUGUAAAGCAAGUGAGAGUUUAAGGAAGCAGAAGGAUGGGAUAAUGAAUGUGUUACAAAGAGGGAUGUAAGACACCGUGGGUUCUUCGUGACAGGAAGUGUAUGGAGGAAUUAUUUUUUCAGAUUUUUUUUUUUUUAACGUUGUACUGUCGUUCGGUUCUAACGAUUCUGAUUUUGUCACUUUUGUUCUUUUUUUUUUGCAAACCAUAAAUAUUGCUGCUACAAUCCUUCCUACAAAUGAGCGAAUCCAGGAUAUUUUGUUACUGUUCGUCACUCCACUCUGAUAAAUGGGGCACAGCAAAGGCUUCUUUAUCACACACUUCCUUAAUCUGCCUUAAGAUUGGUGACGGUUAUCCAUGCUAGAUUUCUUAUUUGAGAGUCAAGAACAAAAAAAAUGUAUGAACUGAACAAGAAGAAGAAAAUAAAUUACAAAAAAAAAAAUACAUUUUAUGUUGCCGUUACGCUUCACUUUCAAAUAAAAAAUACACUAUUCAUUAUUUUUAAUAAAAAAUGUGGCUAGAGAAUGUGUGAAACUAAAUUCAUGAAGCCUUAAGUUGCGCUCUUGGGAGGCUACCACGUUUAAAUAUCGGCGCUAUUAUAAUUAUUGAUGAGAUUUAAAUUCGUAAUAACAAAAAUACAUGAAUGCUCCAUAUAUUCCUCCAUAUAUUUCCUGAAGAAAAGACACUAAAGAAAGGAAAUCUACAGGUUACUGCAAGUGUAAAAUUGACCGGAACAGACGAGGAAACUUUAUGCUGUUUGUAUCUGGUGUUCAAAGUAAAAAUUAUAAACGGUAGGAGUCAGAGCUGUGAAGUAAAAGCCAUGUCGUAGGUACAGGUAGUGAUAGGUACUGACGUUAUUGUGCAGGUUCUUCGAAGAAGUCGAGAAGUUAUUUGUGUGACGCCGCAUAUUUUAAACGUCUGGACGAGAGGGAGAAGGUAGAAGCUGAAACAGAGUAAAACAAACUCUGUCUGUACUGUCGUUGGUCUGUUUGCUUGUGUCGAAUACCGUCGCUUAGUCUGUGUGUGUCGUGUGAUGAUAAGAUCUGUGUGUGUGUAUCUGUGAUUAAGAGUCAGGUAAGACAAGACAGAGGCAAGGGGAAAAAAAAAUAAAGGGCAUGAAGCUGAAACUGUGAUCGAUAGACUCAAUAAAACAUGAACAAGAGGACGGCCACUAUUGGAUGGGUACAAAAAAAACAACCCCACCCCGCCCCCGCAAGGUCAGAGCAGGGGUAUUUAUAUGUUCAUAAUGAAGUGAGAGGGAUCAGUGGUUUCGAUCUGUAAACUUGGGGGGGGGGGGGAAAAA